AUGCGCUACGAUCAGCAUCAAGAGCCGAGCAAUGACCGCCCCCGACUCUACCAACAACCAAUGCCCAACGUUUACAAUCAAUUGAUACCUACCUCAUCCAGGUAUGAACCUGCUCCUCCUUAUUAUUCGUCACCACUAUUGCACAUGUCAUCGUCCGACUACCGGCCCACAAUGGCCAGUAAUUGCAGCGCCUCCAGCACUCCAUCUAACACCGCCAAACGAUCACGUGAAGACUUGAACAGGAAGGAAAAACAGCGCAUGUCGAAGCUAAAUGAACGCAUUAACCAGCUUAAGACGCUGCUGGAUGACGCUGGUGUGCAGACAAAGAAAAAUAAACAAUCUAUUCUGGACAAUACGUCAAACUACAUUGAGAUGCUGCGUGAUGACCUUUUAGCUGCUCAGCAGAAAGCGGAGGAAGCAAAGAAUCAAGCAGAUUUGUUAUUUGUGAAGGACAAUAUGGAACAAGCAGUAACGGACAAGAUUACGAGUGGCGUGUUUCAGAAGACGACCACACCCCGGGUGGUGCUAGACAUGGAUAUGAAGACGAUCGUGUUCAACAGUGCGUUCGUCAAAUUUACGGGUCUAUCGGAGCUUGUGCUGAAGAAAAAAAAGUCGUUGCGACCGUAUUUGUGUGCCGACGAAGUCAAGUUCCAGUGUACGAUGAAGAAAGUUCGUGAUACUAAACAGUCAGUGAGUGCAGUCGUUAAAACAUCCGUUGCCAAGGUCAAUCUAAUAGCUUCUGCUGUGACGGAUAACAAGGGCAACGUUACAAACGUUGAAUUUAGUCUUAUCCCAAUGGAAACGCAGCAGCAACAACAGCGGCCAUUACUGACAAAGCGGCAGAAAAUUAGAGCCGCUCACAACGGUGCAAAAGGUAGCUAG
Molecule: messenger RNA, 882 nt
Organism: Peronospora belbahrii
Lineage: Eukaryota; Oomycota; Peronosporomycetes; Peronosporales; Peronosporaceae
Source: the annotation of a GenBank genome assembly